AUGGCCGAAGCCGAAGUCCAACAAUCCAGUGCUCUCCAAACAGCCAAGGACCUUUUUUCCGGCGCAGCAGGCGGUGUCGCGCAGGUCCUCAUUGGUCAACCAUUCGAUAUAGUAAAAGUCCGCCUCCAAACCAGCUCAACCUAUCCCUCAGCGCUCUCCGCAGCCGCCUCCAUCUACAAACACGAAGGUCCUCUCGCCUUCUACAAGGGCACUCUAACCCCUCUCCUGGGCAUCGGAGCCUGCGUCUCCAUCCAGUUUGGAGCGUUCCACGCCGCGCGCCGCUGGCUCGAGCAGCGCAGGGAAGCCAAAGGUCAGACCAAACAGCUCGGCUAUGGAGAGUACUACAUUGCCGGCGCGUUCGCAGGCAUCGCAAACACAGUGCUGUCGUCGCCGAUCGAGCACGUGCGUAUCCGGCUGCAGACACAGCCUCACGGAGAGAAGAGGCUUUACAACGGGCCAUGGGACUGCGUGAGGAAGUUGGUUGCGCAGGGCGGGGUUGGGAACGGAUUGUACCGUGGUACGGCCGUUACAUUGUUGCGCGAGGCGCAGGCGUACGGUGUGUGGUUUUUGGUGUUUGAGUAUUUAAUGAAUGCGGAUGCGGCGCGGAAUGGGGUUGAUCGGAAGGAUAUUGCGAGCUAUAAGGUCGCGUUGUACGGUGGGUUGGCGGGUGAGGCGCUGUGGUUGGCGAGCUAUCCGUUUGAUGUGAUCAAGAGUAGAAUGCAAACGGAUGGGUUUGGGCAGGGCAAGCAGUUUGUGAAUAUGAGGGAUUGCUUCAGGCAGACGUGGAGGGAGGCUGGUUGGAAAGGGUUCUGGAAAGGCAUUGGGCCUACGCUGGCUAGGGCGAUGCCCGUGAGUGCGGGGACGUUUGCGGUCGUGGAGAUGACGAUGAGGGCAAUUAACUGA
Messenger RNA from Thermochaetoides thermophila DSM 1495, 903 nucleotides. RefSeq names its product carrier protein (ymc1)-like protein. The record is from RefSeq and is a predicted model, not a curated record. Bases 1 to 903 code for a protein of 300 amino acids. Gene Ontology annotation, biological process: mitochondrial L-ornithine transmembrane transport. Gene Ontology annotation, molecular function: L-ornithine transmembrane transporter activity. The transcript is spliced from 2 exons. Lineage: Eukaryota; Fungi; Ascomycota; Sordariomycetes; Sordariales; Chaetomiaceae.